Molecule: messenger RNA, 741 nt
Organism: Mycena indigotica
Lineage: Eukaryota; Fungi; Basidiomycota; Agaricomycetes; Agaricales; Mycenaceae
Exons: 2
Coding region: 7-741 (244 amino acids)
Biological process (GO): regulation of transcription by RNA polymerase II
Cellular component (GO): transcription regulator complex; PcG protein complex
Molecular function (GO): DNA-binding transcription factor activity, RNA polymerase II-specific; RNA polymerase II cis-regulatory region sequence-specific DNA binding
Source: RefSeq, a predicted model, not a curated record
CUGACCAUGACCACCUCUGCACCAGUUUCGACGAACCUAGUUUCGCUCCCCAGCAUCCAUGAGAUGUUUCCCGAACAUCUAAUGCAUCUCCAGCGACCAUAUACCCACAACAUCCAGACGCCGCAGACGGCGCCACUCAAGCCAUACACACGCCCACACCCUUACUCCACUAACGCACAACGCCCCACAAUCGCCUUGCUGGAUGUUCUGAGCAACAGCAACGAGAGGACAAAUUUCCAUGCGCAUUCGCCCUCUCUAUCGCCCCCAAUGACCAUGGCCGAUUUGCGCCGCGACCCUGAGCGGUCACGGUCUUCGCGGCGUUCGCCUUCCCGCGGGUUGUCAUCAAGCUCACGCUCCCAGUCCCCUCUGCACUCGGAAACCAGCUUGGAUGCGGAAGAUGGCUCACUUGACCUCGCUGAUGGGGACAUCGACGAUGAGGCUGGCAUGUCCGCUCGGAAACACAUUUGCCCGACCUGCCAGAAACGCUUCAACCGUCCCAGCAGUCUGCGCAUUCACAUCAACACACACACGGGCGCGACUCCCUUUCGCUGUCCACACCCAGGCUGCGGGCGAGCCUUCAAUGUCAACUCGAACAUGCGCCGACAUCUCCGGAAUCAUGUUGGCUCUCCAACGUCCCCUGGGACGUCGACAGACGCAGAGAUGUCGCCCACCAGAGACAAAGACAGUUCUCUCCUUGCAGCGACGUCUGGCAAGCCUUCGCGUCCACGUGCCCGGCGAUAA